Molecule: messenger RNA, 882 nt
Organism: Radiomyces spectabilis
Lineage: Eukaryota; Fungi; Mucoromycota; Mucoromycetes; Mucorales; Radiomycetaceae
Exons: 4
Coding region: 1-882 (293 amino acids)
Biological process (GO): mRNA splice site recognition
Cellular component (GO): cytosol
Molecular function (GO): mRNA binding
Source: RefSeq, a predicted model, not a curated record
AUGGGUGAAUUAGAGCCAUGGAUGGACGAACAAUACAUUCAACAACUUUGGUUCAACCUUGGCGAAAAGGUCAUGGUCAAAGUCAUUCGAGACAAACUCACAGGAGCCAGUGCAGGCUAUGCUUUUGUCGAUUUUGGAUGUACGGCCAGUACGCAAAGAGCACUUCAUACUUACAACGGUUCCAUGAUCCCCAACACAAACAAGCAAUUCAAACUGAAUUGGGCUUCCGGUGGUGGACUCAUUGACCGACGGUACGACAGACAACCAGAGUAUUCGAUCUUUGUGGGUGAUCUCAGCUCCAACUGCACUGAAGCCAACCUUUUGGCGGCUUUUCAAGCAUGCUAUCGAUCCUGCAAGUCGGCUAAAAUCAUGACUGACCCACGCACGGGAUUGCCCCGUGGCUACGGCUUUGUACGAUUCAGCGACCAGGCAGAUCAACAACGAGCACUUGUCGAAAUGCAGGGCUUUUUUAUCGGUUCUCGUCCAAUUCGUGUUUCUGUCGCCACCCCGAAAAAUCGAUCUUACAAUGCUAUGCCAUCCAUGAAUGCCAUGGCCGUGUCACCCAACCGUUCGCCUCUUCAGCAACCCAUGUACCACGAUCCUACCAAUACCACGGUCUUUGUCGGUGGGUUAUCGGCGCCUAUCCGAGAAGACGAACUACGACAGUACUUUAGUCCUUUUGGCGAGAUUGUUUACGUAAAGAUUCCACAAGGCAAAGGGUGCGGUUUUGUUCAAUACGUUUCUCGACAAUCCGCAGAAUUGGCGAUCCAACAGAUGAAUGGAUAUCAAAUUGGUAAUUCUCGCAUUCGUUUGUCAUGGGGUCGAUCACAAAAUGAAAAGCCUGUCAUGAUCACUGCGCCGGCUCUGACUUUACCUCGGUAA